Molecule: messenger RNA, 930 nt
Organism: Pleurotus ostreatus (oyster mushroom)
Lineage: Eukaryota; Fungi; Basidiomycota; Agaricomycetes; Agaricales; Pleurotaceae
Exons: 3
Coding region: 1-930 (309 amino acids)
Source: RefSeq, a predicted model, not a curated record
AUGUCAACCGAAAGCGCGGCGAUCAUAGACGACACGGACCCGCGAAUCCAGUACUCGUCGGGAUGGCAUAUGGACGGCGGUCCCAACGAGUAUAAUCGGACAGUACACGCUACAUCGACUGCUGGCGCGAGCUUCACAUUCAGCUUCACAGGUACUUCGGUCAAAGUCUUGGGCACGCUGACCCAAGAAGGCUUCAACGGAUCAUUUCCAAAUACAACCUACUCCUUAGACGGUACUUCGCCUAUCCCUUAUGCCGGUAAACCCUCACCCAGGGUACAAUACCAACAAAUAUUCUACCAAUCCCCCGCCGACCUCCCGAAUACCAAGCAUACUCUAGUGGGAACCUGUGCCGACCAGGGUAGCCUCGUAUGGAUUGAUUUCUUCGUGGUCACCUCCCCGCCGAGUCCAACUACGUCUGGGGCUUCGUCACAAACGGAGUCUACCGUAAUUAUCACCACUACCGCCACAUACACCGAAUACGCCUCCUCUUCCUCUUCCUCCGCCUUCCCGGUGGGAGCAGUCGUUGGCGGUGUAAUUGGUGCCAUGAUACUCGUGCUUAUUGGCUUGUUUCUAUUCCUAUGGCAUCGGCGUCGACCGAGAGCUGUAACAAGCACUGAGAUGCAAGCAACGAUGUCAACUACGUCAACAACCCAUCUCGUGCCGCAACCUCCACCGACCCUCCAAUAUCCUACUUUUGCUCCAUCCGUUUCCUCUGUUUACUCGACCGUAUCACCGACAGAAACCUCGCCCAUGGCCAGUCUUAAUACUGCCAAUGCGCCCUCAUUCCCUUCCCCCAGUGCGACAACCCAAUUCCCACGCAAAGGUCGACCUAUGUACUCUAUGGGUACCUUCGGCGCUCCAUCCUCGUCUUCCCGGCAUUCUACUAUCGGUGAUACGGAGAGUGAAGAACACCCUCCCGCCUACCACUGA